Molecule: messenger RNA, 2076 nt
Organism: Drosophila grimshawi
Lineage: Eukaryota; Metazoa; Arthropoda; Insecta; Diptera; Drosophilidae
Product: peptidylprolyl isomerase domain and WD repeat-containing protein 1
Exons: 9
Coding region: 114-2033 (639 amino acids)
Biological process (GO): protein peptidyl-prolyl isomerization
Molecular function (GO): peptidyl-prolyl cis-trans isomerase activity; protein binding
Source: RefSeq, a predicted model, not a curated record
AGGAAACUGUUAAACUCUUAGAGUGCCCACAACUGUGCUGUAAAAUCUAUUAACUGCACUUUUGGCUCACGUUUUGUUUGUUUGGGUUUGUUUAUUACGUAUAUUGGAAGAAAAUGAGCGAGGAAAAUAAUAAAGAAGACUUAAAGCGCAGUGCAACGGAGGACGCGGCUGAAUCCGAACACGAUGAUGCACAGGAAGCGGAGGCAGAGAGUGAAGAUAAUGGCUGGAUUGGACCGCUGCCAUCGGAGCAAAGUGCCGCAGUGCCGGCAAAAAAAAAGAAAGUUUUGGCGUAUGAGCACAUCUUUCUGGAGAAUCUCCCUAAUGCGGAAAGCUAUGAGCGCAGUUACAUGCACCGCGACGUCAUCACGCAUUUAGUGAGCACAAAAACAGAAUUUGUGAUCACCGCCAGCAUAGAUGGCCACAUCAAGUUUUGGAAAAAAAUGGAUCUGGGCAUUGAUUUUGUGAAACAUUUUCGCAGCCAUUUGGUGCCCAUAAAAUCGCUCUCAACCAACAGCAGCGGCACUCUAUUAUGCUCAGCAGCAACCGAUGAAACAGCAAAGGUUUUCGAUGUGGUCAACUUUGAUAUGAUUAAUAUUAUACGUUUGGGCUACACGCCGCUGUGUAGCGAGUGGAUAAACUCACCCGGUGAUGCAGUACAGGGUCUGGCAAUCACUGACUCGGAGAGCAACUGCAUCCAUAUUUAUGAUGGCCAGAGUGGUGGCGAAGUCUUGCACACAUUGGACAAAUUGCAUUCAGCUCCAGUAGUUUCAAUGUGCUUUAAUGUGGCCAUGGAGACGGUAAUUUCAGUAGAUCGCAAUGGCAUUCUGGAGUAUUGGCAGAAUUCCAAACAUGACUAUAAAUUCCCACAGCGUUUGGUCAAUUUUGAAUCUAAAUUGGACACGAGUCUUUUUGAAUUUGCUAAGAAUAAGACGUUGGUAACUGGUUUAGCAGCAACGCCGGAUGGCAAACGUUUUGCCGCUAUUUCGAUGGAUCGUAAAGUGCGCGUUUUCCAGUUUAAUACGGGGAAACUAUUGCGGGUAUUUGAUGAAGCACUCACCACAUACACACAAAUGCAGCAGACACCGCAUGCGUUGCCCAAUAUGGAGUUUGGCCGUAGAAUGGCUGCUGAGCGUGAUUUGGAGAAGACGGCACAAAAUACGACGCUCAACAUACUGUUCGAUAGCACUGGCCAUUUUCUGCUCUAUCCCACAAUGUUGGGCAUUAAAGUGAUUAAUGUGGCCACAAAUCGCUGUGUCACCAUUUUGGGUAAAACCGAUAAUAUUCGCCCAUUACAAAUAGCCCUGUUUCAGGGCAGAAUCAAGCGACAAAAGGCAGCAAUUACGCUGGAGCAGGAGGCCAGUGAAAAUCCAGCAUUGCAAAAUCUACUCAAUGAUCCGACAGCCUUCUGCACGGCUUACAAAAAGAAUCGUUUUUAUAUAUAUAGUAGGCGUCUUCCAUCGGAUCUGCAGGAUGUCGAUCGUGACAUAUUCAAUGAGAAGCCAUCGAAGGAAGAUAUUAUCGCAGUGCCCGAGGCUCAAGAUGAAGUUAUUCAACGCAUCUAUGAAAAUGUGGUGCUCCACACCACUAAAGGUGACAUUCAUAUGAAACUGUUCUUCAAGGAGGUGCCUAAAUCUGUGGAAAACUUUUGUGUUCAUGCCAAAAAUGGCUAUUACAAUGGACACAUAUUCCAUCGUGUGAUCAAGGGAUUUAUGGUGCAAACUGGCGAUCCGACGGGCACGGGUACUGGUGGAAAGUCCAUCUGGGGUAAUGAUUUUAAGGAUGAGUUUGUGCCAAGCCUGAAGCAUGAUCGUCCUUAUACUGUGAGCAUGGCCAAUGCCGGUCCCAAUACAAAUGGUAGUCAAUUCUUCAUUACAGUGUUGCCUACACCCUGGCUGGACAAUAAGCACACGGUGUUUGGUCGCGUGUACCGUGGCAUGGAAGUCGUUCUCAAUAUAUGCAAUGCUAAGGCAAAUCCCAAAACAGACAAACCUUAUGAUGAUAUUAAGAUUAUAUCCAUACAUUUAAGUAAUUAAGCAAAAUGUAGCGAAAAUAUACGGUUUGAUUUUUUAUAAUCUA